Cololabis saira (Pacific saury) is the source of this 2691-nucleotide messenger RNA. RefSeq names its product calcium/calmodulin dependent protein kinase II inhibitor 1 (gene camk2n1). Lineage: Eukaryota; Metazoa; Chordata; Actinopteri; Beloniformes; Belonidae. Gene Ontology annotation, molecular function: protein kinase binding; calcium-dependent protein kinase inhibitor activity. The coding region runs from base 675 to 917 and encodes 80 amino acids. The record is from RefSeq and is a predicted model, not a curated record. The transcript has 2 exons. Gene Ontology annotation, biological process: negative regulation of protein kinase activity.
GGGUCUGCGUUGGUGUAACGCGGAACCAUAAAUCACCCUUAACAUUUUCGAAUUGAAAGUGGACAUUUGUUUGCGAGCAGAUCAUCGGAGAGAGCGGCGCAUUUGGGGCUAUUUCUCGGGCUCCCACGACUCUGGGCUGCAGCAGAAACCCCCCGUGCAGCUCCCUCGUCAAGGUCUCCCCGGGAUCCGUGUUUUGCAUCGCUCCUCGAUUUGCAUUUCCUCCUCAGAUUUUCCGUGAGACUGACGGGAGCCGCUGAAAGCAGCGGGCGCGUCCAGGCUCACGGCACGCUGCGUCCUCUCCACAGCGAUACGCGCACAAAGAGAGAGAGAGAGAGAGAGGGAGAGAUAGAGAGAAAGAGACAGAAAGAGAGGGGGAAAAAACCAACUCUGGGAUUUUUAUUUUAAAUAAUGUUGCCGAAGCUUCUCCAGCGUGGAAACUGAAGACAUUUUGAUUUACUGUUAUCUCUGGUGCGUAUAAAGACAGACACGUGUCUUCGGCGUAAACAGAAAGGGAUAGGUCGUUUGAGCAAGAUUAGCUUUGUUUGUUUGUUUCCCCCCACCCCCUGUUUUUCUCAUUUGUUUGUUACAGACGGGAAAAAAAAAGGUCCGAGCUUGGACGCGGCAUUUAUAUAUUUCAGUUGCUGCGCUCUUGGUGAUAAAGACGCAAUUUGGAGAUGUCGGAAGUGCUGCCUUUCAACGAAGAAAAAAUGAGUCAUUAUGGAAAUGAGGGCGACGAGGGACACCUUUCCUUCACCUGUCGUCUUCAAGACACCAACAACUUCUUCAACGGCUCGCAGAACAAACGUCCGCCGAAACUCGGACAAAUAGGCAGGAGCAAAAGGGUUGUGAUCGAGGAUGAGAAUGGCGACAACGAAGCACUGAAAAAUGGGACAGAGAAAACGUCGACAGAGGCUUAGAGGGCUUGGCUCAACAAACCCCCGCCCCAAGAGACACUUUUGAAAUUUUUUAUGGCGAUAUUUACCAAUUUCAAUCCAAAGACACUGUAUAUAAGCACUUUCUUUCAUGUGGCAGCAAGCAGCACUUCCACGCCCUCCUCUUCCAGUCCGUCAUGACCGGCUGGAUGAGACACGCUGGCAGAGGUGGGAGAUGGUAGCAAAGGAGACCCCCAGGUGGACCCCCUCAACUCCCUCUCUCUCACACACACACACAUACACACACACACACACCGACACGGGCAGACACACACACACACACACACACACACACACACACACACACACACACACACACACACACACACACACACACACCCUCGGUUACAGGGUUUGCCAUAAAUCCAAUUGCAGUAGAAGAUAUCAGGGGAGGAGGCAGGUGGGGGGCUGAGGUGAAGAAGGAGGCAACGCUGAAAUGCAGAAAUCAGGGACAGGAUAUAGAAGUAAAUUUAAUAUAAAACCUAAAGCACACACUUCUCCGAUAUCUUCUCAAUCAAGCCUAUUGUACCAUUCUUUCUGCUCUUAAUUUUGACCAAGGGCAAAUGAAUAACUGUUUGUAAAUAUGGAAAGGGUAGCCCAUAUUUUCUUGCACAAAGUGGGAAUUGGUAAACCGGUUUGUUCAGAGUCGAAGAUUUAUUUAUUAUUGAUCCUUGGGAACAUGUCUUUUGCAGUGACUUAAGGCCUGAGGGAGUGUUGUUUUUUUUUUUUUAUUUAUAAUCCUUUUUUCUAUGUUUGAAACAUUUUUGAGCAAAUGAGAUUGGUAUUAUUUUCACUUACAAUUUCUUGAUGUUGCCUGAGUGUUUUUUGUUACCAUACUUUGCAGUCAUUUAUAAACGGUACUUGUAAGCUUUCCAAAGCUUUCACCUGGACUGAUUGAUACUGUAAUUUGACUGUAAACACCCUAUGGAUAAAACUAUUUAUACUGCAUUGUGCAUUAUUGUGUGUGCCAAAUCUCACAAGGGAUAUACUGUACUGAACUACUUGUUCUUUUUUGUGCUUUAUACAUUUACUUAUUGGAAUCAGUUGUUCUGUUCGGUUGCCAUUUCUUAGGGCUCUUUCGUAAAACACUUAAAUACCAACUCAUGCAUGGCAAAUAUAAAAUCAUGCAUGCAUGGCAGCAAUUCUGAAACUCUUGUGUAUUCUUGAAACACCUCGUAUACAGCUUUGAAUGACAAACCUUGAGAAAUGGUCUUAAUUCUGUUGACUUAAUUCUGCGUUGUACUGUACGAUUCAUACUGAUUUGUACAGUGGCCUCAUAUCUUGUAAUAAAGAUUAUGAUAAAGUACUAUUUACUGUUAGUGUUUAUGGUGGUUUACAAUACGGAAUGAUGUAUUUAAUGUUGCUUUUUUUUUAAACUUUUAAAACUGUAGCAAAAACAUUAAAAUAUAGUUUUGUAUCAGAAAGAUAAAGACAGUAGCAGAUAGCUUGGCUUACUUUUGAACAUGUUUCUUGUACAGUUUCUCCUGUUGUUAUUGUAUUGCCUAUCUGGCUGCCAAGGAAAGUGAAGUCAGCAUUUUCCACUGUGAGGAAGUAGCAUCCCACCUUUUGGAAAAAUCUGAUGUGGAAGGAGACAGAAAUGAGAUAAACGAUGAGCAAAUAAUCCCAUCAAGAAUCUGAAAUGCACACUUCAUCCUGAUGAGACACUGGGCUGCAACAGUUGCACAACAGACUAUGAUCUCAUUAAGUGCUACAGUACUGCAAAUUAUUAUUUUAUUUUAUUGUGGGGAAAAUGUACAAC